AUGUCUCAGCCUAUGAAUGCAAACCUGAUGGAUGUUGUGCAGAAGUUCAAGACCUACGAAGAGUACUUGGACUCUCAUAUUAAGAGUGAUGCAUUGUUCUUUUUGGAGAGCCAGGAAAUCGCGCGGGCCAUAGUCGAGACUUCCUCGCUUCGUAAUGAGAUACUCAAGCGAGACGAGUUUGAGGCGGCGAAAAAGGAAAUUUCAACCACAAAGCUCAAGGGGACGUCUUUCAUGAAUAGUCAGCUCGCAUCAACGGGCCUCAAUCUUAGCGAAUAUCCAUUUCUCUUUGCACUUGCUCAAAGGGAGGAACAAGUUAGAGAUGGGCGACUUGCUUGUAUCAUUUUCAUUCGAGACAGAAAUCACUCGGGGCAAGAAAUUUCGGGAUACAUAGAUUACGCUCAUCGAUUGAAGACAGACAACUUUGUAGCAUACUUCACGCGAGCAAAGAAGCUUCUCCCUCGAUCUACAGACCUCAGUUUUUACAAUUGGGAUACGCAGUUUGUGUCCUCACUGGCAAGUAACACAUUUGAGAUUAUCGCCGACAACGAAGAGGGCUUCUUGUUCAAGUGUAAAAGAGAUAGAAAGGUAAUAAAUGUCAAUCCUACGGCCGUCAAUGACGACAAAACCGUACGCCACGUCAUCGACACCCACGAAUACAUGCACGUAGUCAUAUACGAUCACAUACUCCGCAGGAAAAUUUGA
This is a messenger RNA of Giardia duodenalis, 702 nucleotides long. RefSeq lists its product as uncharacterized. The coding region runs from base 1 to 702 and encodes 233 amino acids. NCBI's taxonomy places the organism in Eukaryota, Fornicata, Diplomonadida, Hexamitidae. The record is from RefSeq and is a predicted model, not a curated record. The transcript has a single exon.